This is a messenger RNA of Contarinia nasturtii (swede midge), 855 nucleotides long. RefSeq lists its product as uncharacterized. The record is from RefSeq and is a predicted model, not a curated record. The transcript is spliced from 2 exons. The coding region runs from base 378 to 740 and encodes 120 amino acids. NCBI's taxonomy places the organism in Eukaryota, Metazoa, Arthropoda, Insecta, Diptera, Cecidomyiidae.
GUUGUAUAGUCUUUGUGCCAUUGAUUUGUUUUUUUUUUAUUAGCUUGCUUGUAAUGAAGUUUGCAACAUAAAAAAUAAUCCAACGUAAAACCUACUCUUGAAAAUUGCCAGUUGUGUUUUACAACAUCAACGGUCGUGUGUUCAAUUUUGCUGUUUUCGUUGCAUGGCAAAUUCAUUCGUUUGUCUCAUUCGUUGAGUUAGUUUCGUUAAUCAACGUAUGUGGUUCGAUUUCGUGAUCAUUUUUUUCGGACUUCAGUGAACAAUAAGUGUGAACUAGUAGUUAAUUCAAUUAAAUUAGUAUUCACAACAAUAUCGGCAUCAUUUUAUUUCCUAUAUUUAUCGAUACGACGAAAAAAAAGAGCAAAAUUAAAAAAGAAAUGACGACAACAAAGAAAAUUGUUUCAAUCUUUAUUGUGGUGACCGGUCUGGUUUUGUUUAAAUCAGUUGCCACCGAAGAUCCCGUCUCAUUAAUACUUCGAUUAAUUCAAAAUAAUUUAGUUGGCGCACCAGUUGUGCAUCAAGUGACCGAAUGGGAAUUUGAUCCAGAUGUGGCGAUACAGCGGCGAGAACUAUUCCAAAAGGUGAAUGGCUUUCGGGGUGAAAAAUUGAUUGAACGCAUCGGCUUAGGCACAGACGGUUUACAUAAUGAACGUUUGGCCAUUCAACGUGAACGUGACGAAGGUCUACUAGGUGGUACCAUACAUAAAAUCAAACAUGGCAUCAAUAAUGUCGAAUAUUAAUUUUUAAAUUUUGUAAACAAACAAAAAAGUAUAUGUAAAAAUCAGAGUAUUCUUCUAAGAAAUAAACUAUUAAAAAAAUGGAUAUGUAAAAAUAUAUUGGCUUUGACAGUUUAAA